AUGUUCAAGCGCAUAAAGAAAAAGGUAUCAAAGUUCGGCAAAGAGAAAAAAGUGGACGUACUCUCCAACGAUGGCUCAGUAGCAGGAGACCAAGGAGAGCAUGGCCAAAGCUCAACUCCCAUUAGCACUAUUGACGUCCAACAGAAAUUAGUAGACUUGUCUAGGUCGCCACACGACUCCGAAAGCGUAGUUUGGCCACCAGGAGAUGCUUCUGAGAGCAAUCACAAGGCACUUCAGACACCUGCCAGCAACACCCUGGACUCUGGAACAGCCUCAAAGCCUACACCAGACCUCGAGCCUGAGAGCUCCUAUGGCUUGAAGGAGCUUGUGGCCCAGCCACACGAUAAUGCCGAGGCCGUAGAUAUUAUCGCCAUUCAUGGAUUGGACGGCACUCGUGAAGGAACUUGGACCAAUCGAGAUACAAAAAUAAACUGGUUAUGCCACAAGGACUUCCUUCCGAAGAGCAUCCCCAAUGCUCGAGUCCUUAGCUUCGGAUACAACUCAAAGAGUUAUUUUAAUCGCGGCAACCCUGGCGUCAAUGACUUUGCUUCGGAGCUCCUUGCCUCGAUCAACAGCAGCAGGAGAACGCCUGAAGAGAAACAAAGACCGAUUGUAUUUGUAUGUCAUAGCCUGGGUGGCUUAGUGUUUAAAAAAGCGGUUAUCAAGGGCCAUGAAUGGGAUACGUUCUACGGUUCACUAAACCAAAAGAUUUGUGGAGUAGUAUUCUUUGGCACGCCUCACAAAGGCUCAAAAUUAGCCACCUGGGACACUAUCGGCACCCGCGUUACCCAGGCAGUAACCCUUGGCUUUGCGUCAAGUCCAAGUUUCGUUGAGGGUCUCGUAGUCGAUUCUAAAAUGCUAAAGCAGAUCUCUGAAUCAUUUGUUCCUCGCGCUGGUGCGUACAAGAUUCGGAGUUUUUAUGAAACUUUAUUCAUGAAGGGACUUAAUUGCCGCGUGGUAGAGGAGGAGUCCGCGCGACUAGAUUUGCCGAACGAGUUGGCAAUUGCUUCUACUUCAAAUCACUCCAACAUCUGCAAGUUUUCUAGUGCAAACGAUCAACGAUAUAAGAAUGCUAUAGAUGCCAUUCUGGCCGUCAUGGAUACAGGCACUCCGAAAGAGCCAUAUGCUGAUUUAGACCGAUUCUUCACAAUAAAUUACGACGAAGUCAUCUCAUCUGUUCCGGAACGGCAUCCAAACACCUGCGAAUGGGUUCUCGAUAAUAAAGUCUUCCAAGAUUGGCUCUCGGGUACUGGCCAUAACAUCAUGUGGCUCCAUGGGUAUCCCGGCAUGGGUAAAUCGGUAAUUGCACGGUACCUUGUGGAGGCCCUCGAAGAAGGGAGCCAACCAUCCCUUCGUCCAGUCUCAUCCAUGUUGGCAUUUUUCUUCUGCUCUUACAGGGAUAAGCAAGCCGUGAAGAUGGGAAACUUAGUUGCCUCAUUAAUUCAUCAACUUGUGUCUUUUGACCCAGGACUGGGUAAUGCAAUUUCACGAAAACCUCCUGCUAACAAAUCGGUCACUGAUAAUAUGAAGUACUUGUGGAAAGUACUACAAGAAGUCAUCGAUGCUAUUCAGAAACAGACUCUAUACAUUGUUAUCGAUGCACUCGAUGAGCUUGAGGUUGCCUCAUGGGCUACUUUCUUGGACCAAUUUCUAAGGAUCCUGGACGAAUCAACAGCAAAAGUCCGAGUCGUUAUAACAAGUCGAAAUGAAAGCGCAAUAGAAAAGGUCUUAAGCUCGCGAUCGGCUAGCCUGGAUCUCAGAAAUGGAAGCAAAAAUGAAUCUGACAUUUCAACCUAUCUUUUCGACAAAGUCUAUGCUUAUGGUCGUGAAAAUGACUUUGGGGAAGAAAUAUGCAAAUCAAUCCAUUCAGAGCUUGUUACAAAAUCUGAUGGAAUGUUUCUAUGGGCACAUUUAGCAUGGGAAUACUUCAUUGACGGAGUUGCGUUAUGGACGGCCAAGCUACUGCAAGAGAAGCUGGAAAACCUUCAGCAUUUACCACCUGGGAUUGAUACACUGUAUCAUCGAAUCCUUUCAAAGGUCAACAUUAAAAUGACCGAGGCAAUGCGUCAAUGCUUUGCGUGGAUUCUUGUCGCAGCUCGUCCCUUGACUAUUGAAGAGAUGUCUAUUGCGUUGGCACUUCGUGAAAGACCGAGUUGCUCGGCCGAUAUAGAGAUUCGCCUUAACUUGCGAAACUUUUUUAAGGUGACAUGCCCUCAUCUUAUUAAAAUCGACGACAAAGGUCUUGUUACUUUUGUGCACCAAUCAUUCGCUGAAUUCCUCCGGGAAACAAAUGUGAAAGUGGAUAUUAAACGUCGAAUCGCAAACAACUUUCGUAUCGACUAUGAUAAAGCCAGAUACAACUCCGGUUUGGACUGCUUGGUAUACCUUGCGCUAGAUGACUUCACUACAGAGACAAGUAUCUGGGUGAAAUCUGGUCUAUGGCCGGAAAUAAAUGCCUCAUUGUUCGACAAAUACAAAUUUCUCAGAUACUCUCUCCUCUGGCCAACACAUCUAAAGGAUUUAGACGAUGACGAUGCGGCAUGGGAUUAUUACGUUGCAACUCUUGAAGGAAACGACCGCCAUAUAAGAUGGGCGCCUUUCAACCCCCCCUCAUUCUUUCUUAUGUCUAAUGGAUUAAGGGGUCUGCUCAAGCGGAGUGUUCAACAUGGAUUCUACAUAAACACGCUUAAUUCAGAUGGAGUUCACAUUAUCCAUGCCGCCAUCAAACACUUCGAUACCAACUGGUUACGGGACGCCAAUUUCUUGUUUGGCCUAGGAGCUGAUAUCAAUGGCAAAGAUGCCUUUGGCCAGACGCUUCUUCAUCGGUUGAUAAGAACCGAGGAAGUGGAGGGAAUAAAGGAAUGGAUUGUGAAACCUGGACUUAAUGUUAACUCUCAGGACAAGCUUGGUCAAACAGCUUUGCACGCUGCUGCUCGUACUCAACAGUCGACAGUCGAAAUUAUAGACAUUAUAAUGACCAAACGGGAUGUGGAUGUUAAUAUCCAAGACCGCCAUGGCUAUACACCAUUAUGUCUCGCAACGCACUGGGGUCGAAAGCAAGCAGCAAUGAGUCUGCUACAAGUUCCAGGCAUUGAUAUAAACAAAACAAAUUCCCAAGGAGAGAGCCCGCUUCUUAACACUAUUAUACAAGGAUGGACCGAUGUGGCUCUUUUGUUACUUGACAAAAUGGACAAUAUAGACGGCUUUCACGAUACCGUGGGCCGCAACAUAUUUCAUUGGGCCGUAUUCCUGAAUAUGCCCGAGGUGUUUCAAAAAGCCAUAUCAAAGCAAGGAAAGGCUCUGGAAGCGGCUGAUAACAGGGGCUGGACACCACUACACACUGCAGCAAAUGAGGGAGAUGUUUUUAUUGUUCAACUUCUUCUGGAUCAACGGGUGUCUGCUACUUCGGUAAACAAAUUCUGCGAAACUGCUUUACAUCUGGCAGCUUCACAAGGACAUCUUGGAGUUGUUAAACUGCUGAUCAAUUACAUGCCAUUGUUUGCGGUCAAUGCAAAAGACUUCAAUGGCUGGACUGUAUUACAUCGCGCUCUCAUCUCAGGUAGGGACGAUAUGUCUUCUUCAUAUGGCGGCAUUCUUCAGUAA
Trichoderma breve is the source of this 3603-nucleotide messenger RNA. RefSeq names its product ankyrin repeats (3 copies) domain-containing protein. The transcript is spliced from 5 exons. Lineage: Eukaryota; Fungi; Ascomycota; Sordariomycetes; Hypocreales; Hypocreaceae. The record is from RefSeq and is a predicted model, not a curated record. Gene Ontology annotation, molecular function: protein binding. Bases 1 to 3603 code for a protein of 1200 amino acids.